This is a messenger RNA of Opisthocomus hoazin, 279 nucleotides long. It is a transcript of the gene FREY1, whose product is annotated as Frey regulator of sperm-oocyte fusion 1. Gene Ontology annotation, biological process: fusion of sperm to egg plasma membrane involved in single fertilization; sperm-egg recognition. The record is from RefSeq and is a predicted model, not a curated record. NCBI's taxonomy places the organism in Eukaryota, Metazoa, Chordata, Aves, Opisthocomiformes, Opisthocomidae. Gene Ontology annotation, cellular component: endoplasmic reticulum membrane.
AUGCUGUGCUGGAUCCUGCUGCUGGCCCUGCUGCCGGGUGCUGCUCUCCCACGGCCCCUGUCCCAGAGGGUCACCUACUCAGUCUCCGAGGAUUUCUCUGCUCCCCUGGAGCUCCCGCAGCAGCACUUCGGCCUGGUGGACGACUACGGCAUCAAGCCCAAGCAGCCCCGCUUAAGGCCUUGGGCAGCCCGGGAGCGGCAGGCAGCGCUGCGCAGAGCUGGAAAAAGCAAGCACGACGAGUUUGACUUGCUGGACUACUACGAUGAUGCCCACCUGUGA